AUGACAAUUAUUGGAAUUAAAAAGCAAGCGCCUAUAUGCUUUGUAACAAAACUCAUCGAACAGCAAUUUUCGAUUCAGUGGGACACGGACAGUGUAAACGGGGUAAAGGAACCUGAGGAUUUUAACUUCUAUACGUUUUGCGAUGUUCAGAAGCUAAAGAAAGCAAGAAAUGGUAACGACGAACAGAUGGGCGGCAAAACUAAACAUCUAAAGUACGAUCCGCGCAGGGCACACGUUAUGGUGAAGUUGUACAGAUAUUGCAGAGCAAACACGAUAAUGGAGUACAGUGUAAAAGGAUUAUGUCCGUAUGUCUAUAUCCGAACACGCAGAGGUUGGAAUGAAUGGAAUCCUUUGGGUGGUACUAAUACCUUCAAAUCAGCAGAACAUUCGCAUUUUAGUUGGAUGAAUAACCAUAUUUAUGAUUACAUAUCUUCACAUGCUAUUAAAAUAAAGGAGAAUGGCAUUGAGAAAGCUCUCAAGAAACACACGCUUUAUUGGGCUGUUGUUCAAGACGGAGAUUUUCUGCCCGGUACCCAUUUGCAGCUAAACGUCAUUGGCAAAACCCAAGUGUAUGUGGGCAAGGCCAACAAUGGUAUCAACGGAAGAUGGCUUGCAGACGCCAACAGUCAUUGUAAAAUGAUGAAGAUUUGUCUGGGAAAUGUACAAGAAAUGACCACGUAUGAACCUUUACGAGUUCAUGGCAUUCAAUUGGUUGACGCUAGGAUUCUGUUGGCGAAACUGAGAGGGGAGCAGUGUGCUUUGUUUGUAAUGAAUACGUAUAAUAAAGAUGCGGCAAGUGUCCUUGAAGAGGAUGAGAAAGCUCACAUUAAAGGCGAAUUGCCAGGAAAUGGGGACGAAAAUGUAGAACUCUUGACACAAUGUCCAGACUGGAAGCCUAAAUACAUGGCAUAUGGAAUGAACGGCCGAAGUUAA
Messenger RNA from Paramuricea clavata, 933 nucleotides. The record is from the annotation of a GenBank genome assembly. NCBI's taxonomy places the organism in Eukaryota, Metazoa, Cnidaria, Anthozoa, Malacalcyonacea, Plexauridae.